AUGGUCGGCUACUCCGUGGAGGUGUCAGAAAGAUGUAUACCGUGCCUGGAUUUGACGGUUUUAUUGCGGGCAAAAAGAAAACAGCAAGAAUUGAGUUUCACACUAGACAGAAGACAGCAAGAAUUGAGUUUCACACUAGACAGAAGACAGCAAGAACUGAGUUUCACACUAGACAGAAGACAGCAAGAAUUGAGUUUCACACUAGACAGAAGACAGCAAGAAUUGAGUUUCACACUAGACAGAAGACAGCAAGAAUUGAGUUUCACACUAGACAGAAGACAGCAAGAAUUAAGUUUCACACUAGACAGAAGACAGCAAGAAUUGAGUUUCACACUAGACAGAAGACAGCAAGAACUGAGUUUCACACUAGACAGAAGACAGCAAGAAUUGAGUUUCACACUAGACAGAAGACAGCAAGAACUGAGUUUCACACUAGACAGAAGACAGCAAGAACUGAGUUUCACACUAGACAGAAGACAGCAAGAACUGAGUUUCACACUAGACAGAAGACAGCAAGAAUUGAGUUUCACACUAGACAGAAGACAGCAAGAACUGAGUUUCACACUAGACAGAAGACAGCAAGAACUGAGUUUCACACUAGACAGAAGACAGCAAGAAUUGAGUUUCACACUAGACAGAAGACAGCAAGAACUGAGUUUCACACUAGACAGAAGACAGCAAGAAUUGAGUUUCACACUAGACAGAAGACAGCAAGAAUUGAGUUUCACACUAGACAGAAGACAGCAAGAAUUGAGUUUCACACUAGACAGAAGACAGCAAGAAUUGAAUUUCACACUAGACAGAAGACAGCAAGAACUGAGUUUCACACUAGACAGAAGACAGCAAGAACUGAGUUUCACACUAGACAGAAGACAGCAAGAACUGAGUUUCACACUAGACAGAAGACAGCAAGAAUUGAGUUUCACACUAGACAGAAGACAGCAAGAAUUGAGUUUCACACUAGACAGAAGACAGCAAGAAUUGAGUUUCACACUAGACAGAAAACAGCAAGAAUUGAGUUUCACACUAGACAGAAGACAGCAAGAAUUGAGUUUCACACUAGACAGAAGACAGCAAGAAUUGAGUUUCACACUAGACAGAAGACAGCAAGAACUGAGUUUCACACUAGACAGAAGACAGCAAGAAUUGAGUUUCACACUAGACAGAAGACAGCAAGAAUUGAGUUUCACACUAGACAGAAGACAGCAAGAAUUGAGUUUCACACUAGACAGAAGACAGCAAGAACUGAGUUUCACACUAGACAGAAGACAGCAAGAACUGAGUUUCACACUAGACAGAAGACAGCAAGAAUUGAGUUUCACACUAGACAGAAGACAGCAAGAAUUGAGUUUCACACUAGACAGAAGACAGCAAGAAUUGAGUUUCACACUAGAGAGAAGACAGCAAGAAUUGAGUUUCACACUAGACAGAAGACAGCAAGAAUUGAGUUUCACACUAGACAGAAGACAGCAAGAACUGAGUUUCACACUAGACAGAAGACAGCAAGAAUUGAGUUUCACACUAGACAGAAGACAGCAAGAAUUGAGUUUCACACUAGACAGAAGACAGCAAGAAUUGAGUUUCACACUAGACAGAAGACAGCAAGAACUGAGUUUCACACUAGACAGAAGACAGCAAGAACUGAGUUUCACACUAGACAGAAGACAGCAAGAAUUGAGUUUCACACUAGACAGAAGACAGCAAGAAUUGAGUUUCACACUAGACAGAAGACAGCAAGAAUUGAGUUUCACACUAGACAGAAGACAGCAAGAACUGAGUUUCACACUAGACAGAAGACAGCAAGAACUGAGUUUCACACUAGACAGAAGACAGCAAGAAUUGAGUUUCACACUAGACAGAAGACAGCAAGAAUUGAGUUUCACACUAGACAGAAGACAGCAAGAACUGAGUUUCACACUAGACAGAAGACAGCAAGAACUGAGUUUCACACUAGACAGAAGACAGCAAGAACUGAGUUUCACACUAGACAGAAGACAGCAAGAAUUGAGUUUCACACUAGACAGAAGACAGCAAGAAUUGAGUUUCACACUAGACAGAAGACAGCAAGAAUUGAGUUUCACACUAGACAGAAGACAGCAAGAAUUGAGUUUCACACUAGACAGAAGACAGCAAGAAUUGAGUUUCACACUAGACAGAAGACAGCAAGAACUGAGUUUCACACUAGAGAGAAGACAGCAAGAAUUGAAAGAGUUGUCACACUAG
This is a messenger RNA of Biomphalaria glabrata, 2223 nucleotides long. RefSeq names its product trichohyalin-like. Bases 1 to 2223 code for a protein of 740 amino acids. The record is from RefSeq and is a predicted model, not a curated record. The transcript has 2 exons. Lineage: Eukaryota; Metazoa; Mollusca; Gastropoda; Planorbidae.